Messenger RNA from Drosophila innubila, 878 nucleotides. Its product is annotated as EF-hand calcium-binding domain-containing protein 1-like. Gene Ontology annotation, molecular function: calcium ion binding. Lineage: Eukaryota; Metazoa; Arthropoda; Insecta; Diptera; Drosophilidae. The transcript has 3 exons. The record is from RefSeq and is a predicted model, not a curated record. Bases 38 to 706 code for a protein of 222 amino acids.
GUUGUUAAAAAGACACUUUUUUUUGUUAUCCGCCAAAAUGAGAGAUUUAGAUCUUACACUGGACUACAUGGAAAAUGCGCGCUUUAACUAUAUUUACGGUCCCAUUAUCGCACACUUGGACACGGCUUUUACGAACACCGAAUUACUCUGCUUGUCAAUGAUCUAUCACAAGUUCGCACUAAUGAAUGGACCACGGGCCAAGUAUAUCACUCAGAUGCAAUUGGGCAAUAUACUGGAACAUAUGUUUAAUGUUUCGGAUCGUGAUUUUAAUGUGGCCAUUGUAUCAAGGAUUAGCUUCGAUCCGGAAUGUGUGGAUCCGAAAUACACGGCCGAUGGUCAUGUCAGUUUGUCCAGUUUUAUUCGAAUGUUUACCAUCUAUUUCUCAAAAGAUCUGGAGAAACGCAUGAAUUUCGUCUUUGGCAUCUACGACGAACACGAUCGUGGGUACUUGGAUCGCGAGCAAGUGGUGAAAUACGUGAAUAAGUUCUUCUACAGUGAUGACGAGGAUGAAGUUCAAGAAUUACGCGCAGAUAUGGUUGAAAUGAUAUUUUCCAAAUUCGAUUUGGAUAAGGAUAUGCUCAUCUCGAUGGACGAAUAUAUGGAUGUUGUGCGCAAGCAACCAAUGAUGAUGGAAUUUCUGGGCAGAAUAUUUCCAACGGAGAGUCAAUUGGAUACCGUUAGCCAUUGUGUAAACCUCUUAUCCUAAAACCGAUUCAAUUCAGGUCAAGUAACGUUCAUCUUCUGUGCUGAAAAGUGAAAAAGUGAUCAUGUUCUACAAGAAUGAAACACUCUUUCACUUUUGAGCACAGAAGUUUGUAUAAAAGAUUAAAAAAAAAAAAAAGGCAUAAAUAAAAUUAUCUAGUACAUUUUAUACAGCA